UAGCGGUACGAUAUCAAGUGGCUAAAAAUUCUUUUAAAUUGUAUCGAAUACGCUAUACUUACUCGAAGUAUUGACCAAUCUAUAUCAGUUCGGUAAAAAGGAUUUUGUUCUAUGUGAAUUGGGAAUUCAAAUUUCAACAUUAUUAGGCUACAGCUGUCCUGCUAGUCUGGCGCAUGUCGAAACUUCGUAGAAAAAGGACACAUAAGUACUUAUUUUGUUGCCUGGAAUAAACAAGUCAUACAACGGAGAUAGAGAUUAGCUUAUAACACCCAAUUCUAUCUUAUCUUAUCACUCAGUAUCUAUCAGCAUUAAGCGGCCAGACAUGUUGAACGUAACCUUUCGGCUCGUUAUAAUUUUAUUAAUCAUUUCAAUCACUUCAUCACUGUACUACAUCUACCAAACACGACUCUACAACAUAAGAGCAAAUCGUAAAAAUAUUAUUUCAUAUUUAAAUCAUACGGAGUUAAAGUAUAUCCUACAAUGGACAAGAAGAUUCAGCGCGCCAUUCGACUACCUCGAAGCCGGGAACAGUGUUUUUAUAAAAUACAAGUGCAAGUACACUAACUGCUUCGUAACAGACGACAGAAACUAUUUCCUAGACUUGAACGACUUUCAAGCGAUUGCUUUUAAUGGAAGAGAUUUAGAUAUGUGGAGUUUCCAAUUACCACAAGAGCGAACGCCGGAACAGAAGUACGUCUUCGGAGCAAUGGAGUCACCUGAUUUCUUUCCAGCUUGCAAUGAAUAUUUAGAUGGCUUCUUCAAUUGGACGUGGUCGUAUAAACUCGAUUCUGACUUCCAAUGGGGGUACAUAACUAUUUAUGAUUUGGAAGGCAAUCUAAUUGGACCAGCAAUUGAUAUGGAAUGGAUUGAGGAUAUGCAACCAGCAGAUAGUGCUCUAAAAGCUAAACUAGAUAGUAAGAGUAAAGCAGUUGCAUGGUUUGUAUCACAUUGUCACACAAAGCGUGGCAGAGAAGACUAUGUGGAAGAUUUGGGUAAGGAGUUAGACAAAUUUGGAUGGACUAUUGAUGUGUAUGGUAAAUGUGGGACUCUGUCAUGUCCCUUUAGUGAGGGGAUGUCUUGUUACAAGAUGUUAGAAAAUGAUUAUUACUUUUAUUUAUCAUUUGAAAAUUCAUUUGCUGAGGAUUAUGUGACUGAGAAACUAUUAACUGCUCUUAACAAUUAUGCUGUGCCAGUUGUUUAUGGCGGUGCUGAUUAUUCAAGAUUUCUACCUGAGGGAAGUUAUCUCAAUGCAAUAGAGCUUGGUCCAAAAAGACUAGCACAAUCAAUGAAUGAAAUUAUCUUAAACAAAACUUUAUACUACGAUUUUUUUAAAUGGCAUAAUCAUUACAAAUACAAAAGUGCAGACCAUGUGAAUGCUUGUAGGUUGUGUGAACAAUUGAACAAUGAUAAAAAAAUGAAGAAUAUAACUGUUUGGAGUGAUUUCAGAGAGUGGUGGAAUGGUGAACGAUAUAUAGAAAACUGUUUUUAACAGCUUUCAUAAACUUUUAAGACUAAUACAGUCCCACCGAUCUACGAUAUAUUAUUCAAAACCCAAUUAAUUAAGUUUGAUAGAUUUAUGAUCAGCAUCCCGUAUCCCGUGGUGGAUGUACGCGGGUCGAGCAGCAGAUUAAAUUGUUGUCAUACUAAUAAAAAUAACCCAGCAGCUAUGUAAGUCGACAUCAUUAUUAGAAAACAUGGUCCACAAAAAGUACAAGGUUUGGUGGUACCUAUCAAUGUCGCAGCCAACUAAAUUAAUCAGCCCUUCAAUUAACAGCCUAGCCUCUGAACUAAACAGCGCCGUUUUACUAGCGGCCUGAUAGAUAUUCGGCUGGUUGAUCUAAUAGCGAGGAAAGUUAUUUGUAUCGGUGACGUUUUAUUGCUUUUGUUAUACAGUUAUAGCUUCUGCCACUCUGUCAUAUUUUAAUAAAAAACCCGAAGAACAAUGGAAGAGUGUACACAGUGCACAAAAAUAAUGUGAAUUUAGAACGGCCUAAGCAUUAGCCAGCCAGUUUUUUAAAAUGUUGUUACUAACGCUACGACUGAAUACCUUUCAGGCCCCAAGUUAAGCCGGGCUGUUUAGUUAAAGGCUAGGCUGUUAAAUGAACGUCUUAUUAAGCUAGUUGGCUACGACAUCAACAUCGCAGCAUAAUCACGGUUCACAUCUUUAGUCCACAUUUUUAAUAAAAUCUAUACGGUGUUAUUAAUAUAACGUGAAAAAUUAUAAUUCAUUCCGCAUGUGUGAAAUUUAAUAAAAAAAAUGUAAGUACUUCCACAAAAGAGCGUUUUAUUUUGGGCAAUUAUCAUUACCUACCUAUACUCCAUCUACGUACUCUGUAAGUAUAAUAUUAUUUCC
Pieris rapae (cabbage white) is the source of this 2353-nucleotide messenger RNA. RefSeq names its product alpha-(1,3)-fucosyltransferase C. The transcript is spliced from 2 exons. The coding region runs from base 323 to 1489 and encodes 388 amino acids. The record is from RefSeq and is a predicted model, not a curated record. Gene Ontology annotation, cellular component: membrane. NCBI's taxonomy places the organism in Eukaryota, Metazoa, Arthropoda, Insecta, Lepidoptera, Pieridae. Gene Ontology annotation, molecular function: alpha-(1->3)-fucosyltransferase activity.